This is a messenger RNA of [Torrubiella] hemipterigena, 2895 nucleotides long. Lineage: Eukaryota; Fungi; Ascomycota; Sordariomycetes; Hypocreales; Clavicipitaceae. The record is from the annotation of a GenBank genome assembly.
CCUGUGAGCACACUGACAACUCUUGCCCUUUCUUUUCUUUCCUUUUGUUUGCUUCCACUGCCGUCUGCUUCCACUUUGAAGCCUCUAAAAAGUGCGCGACGGUUUUCACAUAUUAUCUGCGAGCAGAUAAAUAAUCUCUCCUUUAUUUCUAGCGACGACAGAGCCGAUCGUAUUCUCCGACGACCCCUGACGACCACGGGCUUUGCGACAGCUCCUAUUGUAUACAAGUUAGCGCUGUGUCCCGACACUGUUCUUGAUUCUGUCAUACCUGAUAAGGUGUUAUAUUCGACUUUAGCUCUAAAUUCCAACCUGAAACCCUCACCGUGACGCCGAAUACCCGACUGGUCUCUAGAGCCCAACAUGCGACCUCUUCACUUUGCCCUCGUUGCCAGCUCAGCCCUUGUUGCAUGGGCUGAGACGGCCACAGAAACUUUGUUCGAUGGUGUUUCCGUGCCUGAAUUCAUCGAACUCACUCCCACAACUUGGGAUGAUGAAAUGAAAAAGUCCAAGUUCAUAAUGGUUAAGCACUUUAGCCCGUGGUGUGCCCACUGUCAAGCAUUUGCCCCUACCUUCCAGACUCUUUACGAGUUUUACUACACAUCGAAGCCUGGUCAUAAUGGCAAGGAGGAAGGCUCAUUCACAGACUAUUACGGUUUCCGAUUCGCCGCCGUCGACUGCAAUGUUUACAGCGAUCUGUGCAUCGAGCACAAGGUAGAGCGUUACCCCACGACCGUCAUAUACGCUGAUGGAAAGCCCGUCGAAAGCAUCGCCGGUGGAAAGACCAUGAACGAACUUAGCGAAGCCAUUGAAAAGGUCCUCAACGGGGCCAUGCCCGGAUCGCGCCCCAAGUCCCUCGCUCUCCCUGAGCCUGGAGAUAAGACUUCCCCGGUUCAAGCAUCGUCUCAAAACCUUAAGGCUGCCAAGAACAUGAACGCAGAUGGACUGUCCAUGUCGCUCACCGGUGAGACUUUCCAGAAGCACGUUACUUUGACUCAAGACCCUUGGUUUAUCAAGUUUUACGCCCCUUGGUGCCAUCAUUGCCAGAACCUUGCUCCCACCUGGGCACAGCUGGCAGAAAACAUGCGCGACAAGCUCAAUAUCGGUGAGGUCAACUGUGACCAGGAGAAGCGUCUGUGCAAAGAUGUCGGCGUCAAAGGUUACCCUAGCAUCUUUUACUUCCAGAAUGGCCAGCGCUCCGAGUAUGAAGGACUCCGUGGCUUCAGCGACUUGACAAAGUACGCAAGCGAUGCUCUUGAUUUAGCAAACGGGAUUCCCGACGUCGAUGCCAAACAAUUUGCCCAGCUUGAGGCGAAGGAACCCGUUAUCUUUGUGUACUUUUACGACCAGGCUACCACCAGCGAGGAUUUCCAGGCCCUGGACCGCAUCCCUUUGAGCCUUGUGGGCCACGCCAAGCUUGUCAAGACAAAGGAUCGCGAGUUGGUCAACCGCUUCAAGAUCAGCACCUGGCCACGCUUGAUGGUUGCUAGAGAGGGCCGCGCAACCUACUAUUCUCCCCUUACCCCCAACGAGAUGCGCGAUGUGCGUGCAGUCUUGACCUGGAUGAAGUCGGUAUGGCUGCCACUGAUUCCAGAGCUCACGGUCACGAACGCUAGACAGAUCAUGGAUAACAAGCUGGUUGUUCUUGGCAUCUUGGACCGCAACAAUGAUCGUACUUUUGAAGGCUCCCUCAAGGAAAUGAAGUCAGCUGCCAACGAGUGGAUGGACCGACAAAUUCAAGAAUUCCAGCUCGAGCGAAAGAAGCUGCGUGAUGCCAAGCAGAUGAGAAUUGAGGAAGCCGAAGACCGAGACGACCAGCGUGCUCUCCGUGCCGCCAAGGCGCUCCGCAUCAACAUGGACACCUCAAGCCGCAAGGAGGUGUCUUUCGCAUGGGCUGAUGGUGCUUUCUGGCAGCGGUGGAUCCGUACCACGUACGGUAUCGAUGUCAAGGACGGAGAACGCAUUAUCAUCAAUGAUCAGCAUGCCCGUAAAUACUUUGACACCACCGCCACAGGAAACUACAUCAUGGUUAGCCGAACAUCCAUCAUGGAGACGCUUGACAAGAUCGUCAACGGUCCCAAUCCCAUCAAGCCCAAGUACACUGUUGGCUUUGUCGAGAAGUUUUUCCUUGACAUUCGUGAGAUGUUUGUUGAGCACACCUUCGUUACCUUGCUUUGCAUCGGCAUUGUAGGAUACAUUGCUUUCACAUGGUACCGGGGUCGCAACCGUGGUCGUGGCCGUGCCCGUGGUGUAUCGUUCCGUGCCGAUGAUCCCCGCGGAAUGAAGGACAUGAAGGACGGCCUAUUGGGAAGCGUUUCAAAUGGUAACCAGAAGUCUGAUUAAUUACCUUUCAGCUGGAUGGAUGGCUUGUAAAAAAAAAGAAGAAGAAUGGGAAAAGAGACAAUCAGGGGAUCUUGGAUAUGAAUCACAUCGCUUUGCCAGUGUGUCUUUUUAUGUUUUUGGGGGUCUCAUACCGCGUUACCGACACUGCAAUCCUGAGGCAGAGCCAUCUCAAGAAUUAUGCCGACGGUGAUGUGCUCUUGGUCGAGACGACAGAAGCCGCCAAGAGCAUAUACACAAGCAGCUCGACAGGAGUUUGGGGGUUCCACGUGAUGGCGCGGAUUGCACUUUGCCUCUCUUUUAUUAAUAUAUUUGCGUUGUUUACAAAUACAUAUUUACAUUCACGUCUCUCUUUGCUCGGUAGCCCUAUGAGCCUUAUAAGUUAGAAGAGGCACAUCAGCACUUCAAAAAUCAACAUCAGCGUCACUGAUGUGUGCCACGUCAUACAAUAUGCUAAGGAUAUGCAAUUAAUUUACAGAUGCCAGAAAUUUUUGUAAACCUAAGAAGAGAGUUGUCGCUCUUUAUCCCCUUUUGCUUAAAAUUGGCGGUCUACUGUAU